Messenger RNA from Rhea pennata, 2498 nucleotides. RefSeq names its product collagen type XIX alpha 1 chain (gene COL19A1). The transcript has 38 exons. The record is from RefSeq and is a predicted model, not a curated record. Lineage: Eukaryota; Metazoa; Chordata; Aves; Rheiformes; Rheidae. Bases 111 to 2498 code for a protein of 795 amino acids.
CUCCUCGGCGCUACGGCAGCGUUGUACGGGCAUUUACUGUGCUUCGGGGGGAGAUACUAGAGCACAAAUUAAAGAUUUCUGGCUGAUUGUUCACAUGAGUCCAGGAGGAGAUGAAGUACCUUGGAUCCUGCAUACUUUGGCUUUGUAUGGCAGUCUUGCUCCUCCUUCCUCUCUCUACUUCUGUGGCUGUCACUGACCACACAGGUUCCAUGUGUCCUGUGAUGAGAACAGUUGUCCAUCAGCUCAGACAAGCCAACAGAGAUGAUCUUCAUGUUUCAGGAUUUGAUCUAGCAGAAAGUUUUUCGCUGAGACAAACAUCUUGUGGAGGGGAAAAAAUCUGUUUUAAACUGGGAAGUGCACCUCUCAUCAGAGACACAAAGCAAAUAUUUCCAAACGGGCUUCCUGAGGAAUACUCUCUAAUAGCAACGUUCCGUGUACGACGAAACACCAAGAAAGAACGGUGGUAUAUAUGGCAAAUUUUAAAUCAGUAUGACACACCUGAGAUCUCUGUCCUUAUAGAUGGUGCAAAAAAAGUUGUGGAAUAUAUGACCAAAUCUGCUCAGGGAAAUAUACUGCACUACACUUUUAAGAGUCGAGAAAUCUAUCCAUUGUUUGAUCGGCAGUGGCAUAAACUUGGUAUUAGCGUGCAGUCGGGGAUCAUUUCCCUCUAUUUGGAUUGUAAUUUAAUUGAGAGAAAGCAGACUGAUGAAAAAUUCACCAUUGACUUUCAGGGAAGGACUCUGAUUGCUUCUCGUGCUGCAGAUGAUAAGCCAGUAGAUAUUGAACUUCAACGUAUAACAGUUUAUUGUAAUCCAAAACUUGCAACAGAAGAUACAUGUUGUGAAAUAUCUGCAGGCCUGUGCCCCCGUGAUGAUGGGUUACUUGCUACUACUUCUUCCCCAGUAUCUGUUCACGCCCGCAAAAUGUACAUGCUUCCACAAACACAGCAAGAGUCUAGAGACAGAUGCUUCUGCUUUCCAAAUAAAGGAGAAGCAGGAUUACCAGGAGUAGCUGGUUUGCCAGGCCAGAAAGGAGUUAAAGGUGAAAAGGGUGAACAUGGCCUUGCAGGUAGUAAAGGAGAAGAAGGUGAAAAGGGACUGAAAGGUGACCCUGGUAACCCUGGUGUGGCUGGUCCUAAAGGAGAAAAGGGAGAUACAGGACCUCCAGGACCAACUGCCUUGAGUGGUUUGCCAGGACUGGAGGGUCCCCAGGGUCCACCUGGCAGAGAAGGUCAAAGGGGAAGACGAGGCAAACCAGGACUCCCUGGAAAACCAGGACCACCAGGACCUCCUGGUCCUUCUGGGCUAAAAGAAAUUCUGGAGUCCUUGAACAAGCAUUAUAAUGAGAGUGAUACAAGACAGCUAGGAUUACUAGGCACUCCUGGACUUAAAGGCCAGAAGGGAGAAGCCGGUGAAAAAGGAGAAGUGGGAAUGACUGGUGCAAAAGGAGAAAAGGGAGAACCUUCUGAAAAAGGGGACAAGGGAGAUCCAGGAGAAAUUGGAGUGCAGGGAUCAAAAGGAAAUAAGGGUGAAACAGGAGACCCUGGACCACCUGGUCUCAUGGGAAAUCCAGGAUCAAAGGGACUGCAAGGACCUCCAGGACCUAUUGGACCCAGGGGACUGCCGGGGGAAGUUGGCAUACCAGGAGAGCACGGGGUACCAGGAAAAACAGGAGUUAAAGGAGAAAAGGGGGACCCUGGUGGGAUUAUGGGACCGCCUGGACAUCCAGGUCCAAAAGGUGAAGUGGGGCCUCCUGGGCUAAGUCUACCUGGAGCACCAGGUCCCACCGGUAUUCCUGGAAACCCAGGUCCACGGGGACCAAAGGGAGAACGAGGACUGCCUGGUGUGCAGGGAGCCCCUGGGGAGAUGGGGCCUCCUGGAGUAGGCAUUCAGGGAUCACCAGGUCCUAUGGGUCCAACUGGAUCAGCAGGUGUCCAGGGCCCUAGAGGACCCCCUGGAUUACCAGGAACUCCAGGUACCCCAGGUAUUAAUGGCACUCCAGGACGAGAUGGAAAGCCAGGACUGCCAGGCCCUCCAGGUGAUCCUAUUGCACUGCCUCUUGUGGGAGACAUGGGAACUAUACUGAAGGGUGAUCCUGGCACAAGAGGUCCUCAAGGCAUCCCUGGUAGAGAAGGGCCAAAGGGAAGCAAAGGUGAGCGUGGAUUUCCUGGGCUUCCUGGAGAGAAGGGUGAUGAGGGCCUUCAAGGUGUUCCUGGAUUGCCUGGUGUGCCAGGACCCACUGGACCUUCUGGAGUCACAGGAAGACCUGGACAUCCUGGUCCAGCAGGGACAAAAGGCGAAAAGGGUAAUGAAGGUUCUCCUGGGAAGCCUGGACCACCUGGGCCUCCGGGUGUGCCUCAAAAUGAAAGAAAUGGAAUGAGCAGCUUAUACAAACUACAGGGUGGCGUGAGUGUUGCUAGUUAUCCGGGUCCACCAGGACCUCCAGGUCCAAAAGGAGAUCCUGGUGCAGUGCCCAAGAAAUAUCACUUACCUGCAUAA